This is a messenger RNA of Lycium barbarum (goji berry), 1210 nucleotides long. RefSeq names its product pectate lyase 1. Gene Ontology annotation, molecular function: pectate lyase activity. The coding region runs from base 16 to 984 and encodes 322 amino acids. The transcript is spliced from 4 exons. The record is from RefSeq and is a predicted model, not a curated record. Lineage: Eukaryota; Viridiplantae; Streptophyta; Magnoliopsida; Solanales; Solanaceae.
GGUUAUGCUGGAAAGAUGACUAAUAAUAUUGGACCCGAUGUCGUUAAAUACAAGGUUACAGAUAAUAGUGACGACCCCUUAAACCCUAAACCCGGAACCCUAAGAUAUGCGAUGACGCAUAUUAAAGGAAAGAUUUGGGUAACGUUUGAAAGAGACAUGAAAAUUAGGCUCCAAAAACCCCUUUUAGUUAGCAGCUUUACCACCAUUGAUGGCCGUGGAGUUAAUGUUAACAUUGCUGAUGGUGCUUGUCUAAUGCUCCAAAGGGUGACAAAUGUGAUUAUUCAUGGACUAAGAAUCCACCAUUGCAAGGCACAAACAGCAUCAACAGUCUUGGGACCUGAUAGAAAAAUUGUAAAUGUUGGUCCAGUUGAUGGAGAUGCAAUUAGAAUGUUGACUUCUUCCAAGAUUUGGAUUGAUCACAACACCCUUUUUGAGAGUGAAGAUGGUUUGAUUGAUGUCACUCGUGGUUCUACAGAUAUUACUAUUUCCAACAAUUGGUUUAGGACACAAGACAAGGUUAUGUUGUUAGGUCAUGAUGAUGGAUUCCUUCGAGACAAGAACAUGAAAGUUACUGUGGCAUUCAACUAUUUUGGUCCUAAUUGCAACCAGAGAAUGCCAAGGGUUCGUCAUGGAUAUGCCCAUGUAGUUAACAAUAAAUACAAGGGAUGGGGUAACUAUGCAAUAGGAGGAAGCAUGAACCCAAGCAUUAAGAGCCAGGCCAAUUAUUUCUUUGCACCAACAGAAGGAAAGAAAGAGAUUACAUGGACAAAGGAGGGUGCAGUUGGUGAAGUGAUAGGGAAUUUCCAGUCAGUUGAAGAUGUAUUUGCGAACGGAGCGUCUUUCGUUGGAUCGGGUUCUGGUCGUGAGGCUGUGAAGCCAAACUAUACGCCGGGGCAAGCUUUUCAGGUUGAAGAUGGAAAUAAAGUCAAGGACUUGACAAGAAAUGCAGGUGCUUUAAAAUGUUCUAGCUCUUCUACCUGCUGAACAUGAAUGGCUAAUUGGAGAUAAAUGAUGAUCAAUACUAUACUAUACUGGAAAAUGGACAUGCUUGCUCCAUAUAACAUCUCUUUCUAAGAAUAAUGAAGGGAAAAUUGAUGUUGCAGUUAUAGUAGUAGUAUAGCCUGAAUGUAGUAAUAAUAUGCAAGUCAUAAGCUAUGUUGCGUGGUUCUAUUUACCAAUAUGUACUUGUUACAGAGUGAUAGUUUGUAGU